Gorilla gorilla gorilla (western lowland gorilla) is the source of this 7772-nucleotide messenger RNA. Its product is annotated as integrator complex subunit 4-like protein 2. NCBI's taxonomy places the organism in Eukaryota, Metazoa, Chordata, Mammalia, Primates, Hominidae. The transcript is spliced from 14 exons. Gene Ontology annotation, cellular component: integrator complex. Gene Ontology annotation, biological process: snRNA processing. The coding region runs from base 692 to 1774 and encodes 360 amino acids. The record is from RefSeq and is a predicted model, not a curated record.
CGCAGCGGCUUUUAGCCCCCGACGCCGCGGCUUUUUGCCCCGACGCGGCGCAUUUUUGCCGCCGCGGCUUUUUGCCCCCGCCGCCUAAGCUUUUUGCCCGCGCCGCCGCGGCUUUUUGCCCCCGUCGCCACGGCUUUUUGCCGCCGCGGCUCUGAGGGCGGGAGCGGCAGACUCCGCUGCCAGCUCUACUGGCGUCCUGGCAAGGGCAGCGCCGAGGGGCGCUCCCGGUCCAGCUCUCCCGGCUCGAGGGUUCCUUGACUAGGCGCCCGAGCCCCGGGCUCCCUGCCUCAGCCGCUGUGGCCUGCAUAGAGCGGCGCUGCGCGCGGAGGCGAUGGGAGAGAAGAAGGAGGUUGGUGGCGGGGGUGAUGCAGCGGCCGCUGAGGGUGGCGCAGGGGCCGCGGCCAGCCCGGCGCUGCAGCAGUGCAGGCAGCUCCAGAAGCUCAUCAGCAUCUCCAUUGGCAGCCUGCGCGGGCUGCGCACCAAGUGCGCUGUAUCCAACGACGUCACCGAGCAGGAGACACGGACCCUGGAGGCCUGUAAAUUACUCUGUGAUGACUAUGAACAAGUGCGCAGUGCUGCAGUCUAGCUUAUCUGGGUUGUCAGUCAGCUGUAUCCUGAAAGCAUUGUCCCAAUUCCUUCUUCUAAUGAAGAAAUACGCUUAGUUGAUGAUGCGUUUGGAAAAAUUUGUCACAUGGUCAGUGAUGGCUCUUGGGUGGUUCGUGUUCAGGCAGCAAAACUGUUGGGCUCUAUGGAGCAAGUCAGUUCUCAUUUCUUGGAGCAGACCCUUGACAAGAAGCUGAUGUCAGAUCUGAGGAGGAAACGUGCUGCACAUGAGCGUGCCAAGGAACUUUACAGUUCAGGGGAGUUUUCCAGUGGCAGAAAGUGGGGAGAUGAUGCUCCCAAGGAAGAAGUAGAUACCGGGGCUGUGAACUUGAUUGAGUCAGGAGCUUGUGGAGCUUUUGUUCAUGGGUUGGAAGAUGAGAUGUAUGGGGUUCGUAUUGCUGCUGUGGAGGCCCUCUGCAUGUUGGCCCAGUCUUCACCCUCUUUUGCUGAGAAGUGCCUUGAUUUCCUAGUUGACAUGUUCAACGAUGAAAUUGAGGAAGUACGUCUGCAGUCCAUACAUACCAUGAGAAAAAUCUCUAACAACAUCACCCUCCGAGAAGAUCAGCUUGACACUGUCCUGGCUGUGCUAGAGGAUUCAUCCAGAGAUAUUCGAGAGGCUCUUCAUGAACUCUUAUGCUGUACCAAUGUUGCAACCAAAGAAGGGAUUCAUCUUGCAUUGGUGGAGCUGCUGAAAAAUUUAACCAAGUACCCUACUGAUAGGGACUCCAUAUGGAAGUGCUUGAAGUUUCUGGGAAGUCGGCAUCCAACCCUGGUGCUUCCCUUGGCGCCAGAGCUUCUGAGCACCCACCCAUUUUUUGACACAGCUGAACCAGACAUGGAUGAUCCAGCUUAUAUUGCAGUUUUGGUACUUAUUUUCAGUGCUGCUAAAACCUGUCCAACAAUGCGAGCAUUGUUCUCAGAUCACACCUUCAGGCACUAUGCCUGCCUCCGAGACAGUCUUUCUCAUCUUGUUCCUGCCUUGAGGUUACCAGGUAGAAAACUGGUGUCAUCAACUGUUUCUCCCAGCAUCAUACCUCAAGAGGAUCCUUCGCAGCAGUUCCUGCAGCAGAGCCUUGAAAGAGUGUAUAGUCUUCAGCACUUGGACCCUCAGGGAGCCCAGGAGCUGCUGGAAUUCACCAUCAGGCCUUGCAGGAAAAGUCAUGGCAUGUAGCUGCCCCUUUGUAUUUGAAGCAGAGUGAUUUGGCCUCAGCAGCAGCAACACAGAUUAUGGAAGAGACCUACAAAAUGGAAUUCAUGUAGAGUGGUGUGGAGAAUAAGCAGGUGGUGAUUAUACAUCACAUAAGGCUGCAGGCCAAAGCUUUGCAACUUAUAAUAACAGCACAAACUACACGAGGACUUUACCCCUUAUUUGGGAUGUGUGAAAAAUUUUUACAGGAAGUAGACUUUUUUCAGAGGUUUGCAACAGUGAUUUCAUACAAGAUGUUGGUGUCGUCACCCACGUGGACAGGCCAGGCUACUCCGCAUCUCUCUGGGCACUUAGACUGCUGCAGCUCCAGUGAGCUUUUCCAACAUGCCUCUCAGCCACCACUCCCUGCCUGCGGUCACACCUGGGACCCUCCAUCACCCAGAAAGGAGACUUCAGACAGCUCUCUGCUGACCUCUCUUCUCUUGCUCCAGAACUCUCCACUUGGCCUCCCGACCUCAUUGUCACUCUCUCUGUGGUCAAUGCCUUCCUUAAUCAUGGUUCAUAAUUAAAAUCAACUGCUGCAGGGCGAGGUGGUUCACGCCUGUAAUCCCAGCACUUUGGGAGGCCGAAGUGGGUGGAUCACUUGAGGUCAGGAGUUCGAGACCAGCCUGUCCAAAAUGGCAAAACCCCUGUCUCUACUGAAAAUACAAAAAUUAGCUGGGUGUGGUGGCAGGCGCCUGUAAUCCUAGCUACUAGGGAGGCUGAGGCAGGAAAAAUCGCUUGAAUCCGGGAGGUGGAGGUUGCAGUGAGCCGAGAUCACACCACUACACUCCAGCCUAGGCGACAGAGGGAGACUCCAUCUCAAAAAAAGAAGAAAAAAACCCUCCUUUUUCUCUCUCUCUCCUGACAUUGUUCCCCUGGGCAAGGGUGACAUGAACAGGCUGGAUCUCUUGCAUCUGCAUCUGGACAGCCAAGCAUCACUGGGAAAGCACACACUCAGCUGCACUUUCACUUUAUUUAUUCAUCUAUUUAUUCAUUUACUUAUUUAUUUAUUUAUUUAUUUAUUUAUUUAUUUAUUUAUUUAUUUAUUUAUUUUAGUGACAGGGUCUCACUCUGUCACCCAGGCUGGAGUGCAGUGGUGUGAUAGAGCGAGACUCCAUCUCAAAAAUAAAUAAAUAUAUAAAUACAGGGGACAGAGACAACAGCAUUCCAAGAUGAAUCAGAGAAAGGAUCUGCUGCCCAAUUACAAGGAAGCAAAGACAACAGUUUGUGUGUGUGUGUGUGUGUGUGUGUGUGUGUCUGAGACAGGGUCUUGCUCUGUCACCCAGGCUGGAGUGCAGCAGUGCAAUCAUAGCCCACUGCAGCCUAGAACUCCUGGGUUUAAGCAAUCCUCCUACCUCAGUCUCCUGAGUAGCGGGGACUACAGAUGCACACCACCAUGCCCCGCUAAGUUUUUAUUUUUUGUAGAAACAGGGUCUCGCUAUGUUGCCCAGGCUGACCUUGAACUCAUGGCCUCAAGGAAUCCUCCCACACUGGCCUCCCAAAGUGCUGAGAUGACAGCCGUGAGCCACCACACUGGGACUGCAGUUUCUUAUAAAGUUAAACAUAUACUUAUCAUAGGACCCACCAAGGCUGGGCGCGGUGGCUCACGCCUGUAAUCCCAGCACUUUGGGAGGCUGAGGCAGGUGGAUCACCUGAGGUCAGGAGUUCACAACCAGCCUAGCCAACAUGGUGAAACCCCCAUCUCUACUAAAAAUACAAAAUUUCCAGGCAUGGUGGCACAUGCCUGUAAUCCCAGCUACUAGGGAGGCUGAGGCAGGAGAAUUGCUUGAACCCAGAAGGCAGAGAUGGCGGUGAGCCAAGAUUGCGCCAUUGCACUCCAGCCUGGGCAGCAAGAGUGAAACUCCAUCUCAAAAAAUAAAAAUUAAAAAGACACCCAGCAAUCCCAGUCUUGGAGUUUUAUCCAAGAGAAAUGAAAACAUAUUCAUAGCAGCUUUAUUUGUGACUGCCCAACACAAGAAAAAACCCAAAUAUUCACCAACAGAUAAAUAGCUAAACAAAUUGUGGUAUAUCCCUACGAUGGAACACUACUCAGUAAUAAAAAGAAAUGAAUUACUGAUACAUGCUACAACAUGGAUAAAUAUUUUUAAAAAUAUACCAAUAGGGCUGGGCGCGGUGGCUCAUGCCUGUAAUACCAGUACUUUGGGAGGCUGAGGCAGGUGGAUCACGAGAUCAGGAGAUUGAGACCAUCCUGGCUAACACGGUGAAACCCCGUCUCUACUAAAAAUACAAAAAAUUAGCCGGGCACGGUGGCACAUGCCUGUAGUCCCAGCCACUCAGGAGGCUGAGGCAGGAGAAUCACUUGAACCCAGGGGGCAGAGGUUGCAGUGGGCCAAGAUUGCACCACUGCACUCCAGCCUGGGGGACAGAGCAAGACUCAGUCUCAAAAAAAAAAAAAAAAAAUUAUACCGAUGGAAGGCCAGGCACGGUGGCUCACACCUGUAAUCCCAGCACUUUGGGAGGCCAAGGCAGGCAGAUUACCUGAGGUCAGCAGUGACCAGCCCAACCAACAUGGUGAAACCCUGUCUCUACUAAAAAUACAAAAUUAUCCGGGCAUGGUGGCGCAUGCUUGUAAUCCCAGCUACUCAGGAAGCUGAGGCAGGAGAAUCACUUGAACCCGGAAGGCGGAUGUUGCAGUGAGCUGAGAUUGCGCCACUGCACUGCAGCCUGGGCAACAGGAGUGAAACUCCAUCUCAAAAAAAAAAAAUUAUACCAAUGGAAAGAAGCCAGACACAAGAGCACAUACUGUUUCAGUUAUAUGAAACACUAGAAAAUACAAAUGCCGUAACAACAAAGAUCAGAUCAGUAGGGCUGGGGGUUGGGACAGGGGGCUGACUGGAAAGAGGCCCUAGGAACCUUCUGGGUGAUGGAAAUGUUAUUGUGAUGAUUACAAGUAUGAAUAAAUUUGUCAAAAUUCAUCAAAAUGCGCACUUAAAGAGUGUAUUUUAUUACAUUUAAUUAUAUAGCAAUAAAACACCGGCUUUAAAAAACUCUCUGAUAAGAGGCUGGUCUAGGCAAACUUGAGGAUCCCUUUCACCCUAAUUCUAGCCCAAAUAUUUUCUUUUUUUUUUCUUUUUUUUUUUUUUCCCCCUGAGAUGGAGUCUCACUCUUGUCGCCCAGGCUGGAGUGCAGUGGCGCGAUCUUAGCUCACUGCAAUUUCCACCUCCCAGGUUCAAGCAACUCACCUGCCUCAGCCUCCUGAGAGCUGGCAUUAUAGGCACACACCACCAUGCCCAGCUAAUUUUUUGUAUUUUUAAUAGACAGGGUUUCACCAUGCUGGCCAGGCUGGUCUUGAACUCCUGACCUCAGGUGAUCUGCUCGCCUCAGCCUCCCAAAGUGCUGGGAUUACAGGUGUGAACCACCAUGCCCAGCUAGUCCAAGUAUUUUCUUAAAAAUAAAAUAAAACAAGGCCGGGCAUGGGGGCUCACCCCUGUAAUCCCAGUACUUUGGGAGGCCGAGGUGAGAGGAUUGAUUGAGUCCAGGUGUUUGAGACCAGCCUGGGCAACAUAGUGAGACGUCAUCUGUACAAAAAAUAAAAUAAAUGAGCCAGGCAUGGUGGUGCAUACUUGUAGUCCCAGCUACUUGGGAAGCUGAGGGGAGGAUCACUUGAGCUCAGGAGUUUGCGACUGCAAUAAGCUAUGAUUGCACCACUGCACUCCAGCCUGGGUGACCAAGUGAGACCCUGUCUCUUAAAACAAAAAGAAAAGAAGGAAGGAAAGGAAGGUAGGUAUCAGGUAUAUAUUAAAUCAUCUGAAAAUUUUAAAAAGUCCUGAUUACUUUGUUUCACCGACAUGAAAGUGACAGGACUAUGGUCAUGAUAUUGAAAACCUACCUGGCACUGUAAUACAGGAAUAUUGGAUUUUAUUAUUUUCCUCCCUGAUUCUCAUUCCAAUAUCAGUCAUCAAAUAUUUAAAAAGUAAUAAUAUGCAAACAUACGUAAAGAAAAUAUAGUGGCCAGGUACAGUGGCUCAUGCCUGUAAUCCCAGCACUUUGGGAGGCUGAGGCGGUGGAUCGCUUGAGGCCAGGAGUUUGAGACAAACCUGGCUAACAUGGUGAAACCCUGUCUCUACUACAAAUAUAAAAAUUAGCUGGGCAUGAUGGCAUGCGUCCAGCUACUCGGGAGGCUGAGGCAGGAGAAUCCCUUGAACCCGGUAGAGGGAGGUUGCAGUGAGCCAAGAUCGCGCCACUGCACUUCAGCCUGGGCGACAGAAUGAGACUGUCUCAGAAAAGAAAGAAAAGAAGAGAAAAAAAGAAAAAGAUAGUAAAUACAUUUAAUGAAUGAAAGCAUGAUUAAUUUAAUUCCCAACUUGAAGUUGUAUCGUUAUUAACAAUGUACCUGGUAAGUACUUAUUUUAACAUUCUAAUUCUAAUGGGAAAGGAGACGACAAAGUCGGACACUUCAACUCUGAGUUUGGGAUGGCCCCAAUUUUGCACUGAGAGUGCUCCUGCGCAGGACUGCAUCAUUCAUUCAUGCUGUUUGGAAACAGGCAGCUGCUGAGAGAUUAGACAGUGAAGCUACCCCAAAAAAUAAAUCAAUGAAAAGAAAGCCUGGAGAUUCUAGGAAAUGAUCUGCCUAUGCGACUAAGCAGACUAAAUGUAGACUCAGACAGGAAGCCUGGAAGAGGAAAAGGAAAGUCGGCGAAAUCAGAAAGUUGGGCGCAGGGAAGGCACAAGGCAGGGACUUAACCUGCGUCCUGGGCCUCCGGGGCUCCUGCGGCUGCAACUUUCUGGCUGCAGGGGGCCAGGGCCGGCUCCGACGCUCAGGCGAGCAGUUCCCAGGGAGGUGAGCUGUGCAGACCGGCAGGGCCUCCACUGAACACUCUCCUGAGAUCUGCUGAUAAGCGGGGUGGCUUCUGAUCAGUUCUGAAAGUGCCUCCGUAAACUGGAGACACCAGAUCUCUGCUCUGCAAAGCCGGGCUGGGAGGACGCCUUGGCCCCGCCCCAGGGUAGAGGCUCCGCGAGCCCGCCCCCUCCUCCUCCGGGGUCUCAGCGCCUGCAGACGGAGAGGUGCACCGUGUGGAGUACGCUUUCUCGCAAAGCCGCGCCCUGUGGCACCUUUGCUUUGCAGAGGAAGAACAAAAGAGCUCCUGGACCUUCAGAAGCUGCUCUGCGCUGCCGCCACCGCCACUUGGGAUAAGAGUAGGUGAGGGAAGCAAGGGACCGCUGCACUGAUUCUGCAAUUAAUGAAAUCCCCGUGGGGGUCCUCUUUUGAAAUCCAGGUUUGACCUAUUUGGCCUAUUUUUAAUUUUUAUUAUGUUUUUAAAUAGAGAUGGGGGGGUUCUCACUGUGUUUCCCAGGCUGUGCUCGAACUCAUGGGCUGAAGCGAUCCUCCCUCCUCAGCCUCCCAAAGUGUUGGGAUUACAGGUGUGAGCUACUGCGCCCAGCCUAUUUCUUUCUUUUUCAAAAAUUUCUGGCCGGGCGCAGUGGCUCAAGCCUGUAAUCCCAGCACUUUGGGAGACCAACACAGGUGGAUACCUGAGGUCAGGAGUUUCAGACCAGCCUACACAACAUGGCAAAACUCCGUCUCUAGCAAAAAUGCAAAAAUUAGCGGGGCAUGGUGGCGCAUGCCUGUAGUCCCAGCUACUUGGGAGGCCAAGGCAGGAGAAUUGCUUGAACCUGGGAAGAGGAGGUUGCAGUGAGCCAAGAUCAUGCCACUGCACUACAGCCUGGGCAACAGAGUAAGACUCCCUCUCAAAAAAAAAAAAAAUUUAUUCCAUGUGUCACUUGCCCAGCUCCUUGUAUGUUAACUACAACAAAUAAGAGGUGUUUCCCCCAAACAUUUACCACUGGCAUUAGCUGGGUGGAGCCGGGCAUCAAGGUCCACUCUAAAACACAACCUGAAACCUCAGAGGCUGACAGUCUGCGCUCCAGGCUCACUCUAAGUUGCUCACCCACACAGAGGAUGCAAUCCCUGGGGCAGGACACAUGGUCACAGCGUCCCUGCCCUUAGCUACAGGACCCU